AUGGCAAAGAAGAGCCGGAAAAGUCACAGUCAACAUUGGCAUCCGAUGGGAGAUAAUGCACAAGAUCCUGAUAAAAACUCUGGCGAAGCGAAACUUGCAUUGAUGAAACUCAACAGGACUGAACCACUCAAUUUGAAUAUUUGCAUAGCUCACAAGGAACCGAGUGCAAACGACUCGUCAAGAAUGAGCGAAAUUAUAGUAAAUGGUAAAGAGACAAAUUGUAAUGCUGUACCAAAGCAAGAAAGAGCGGAACUCGCGGAUCAUGGGGUGAGCGUGCUAAUCAAGACUUUUUCAAACAUGAGAAGAACAAGAAGAAGAGAGGUUCUUACU
Molecule: messenger RNA, 330 nt
Organism: Iphiclides podalirius (scarce swallowtail)
Lineage: Eukaryota; Metazoa; Arthropoda; Insecta; Lepidoptera; Papilionidae
Source: the annotation of a GenBank genome assembly